Verticillium nonalfalfae is the source of this 2844-nucleotide messenger RNA. RefSeq lists its product as uncharacterized. Gene Ontology annotation, biological process: RNA 3'-end processing; protein phosphorylation. The record is from RefSeq and is a predicted model, not a curated record. The transcript is spliced from 8 exons. NCBI's taxonomy places the organism in Eukaryota, Fungi, Ascomycota, Sordariomycetes, Glomerellales, Plectosphaerellaceae. Gene Ontology annotation, cellular component: nucleolus; TRAMP complex. Gene Ontology annotation, molecular function: ATP binding; mRNA binding; poly(A) RNA polymerase activity. Bases 1 to 2844 code for a protein of 947 amino acids.
AUGGGCAAAUCCGGUCGGGCGUACGUUCAAGGCGACAUGCUCCAGCGUCAUCGCGAGGAUCAUACGCUCAGCAUCUUCAAAGCCGAGUCCGGUGAGGAGGCGUUUGUCCUCAAGCGCGUACCUAGGCCGUUCUACGAUCUGUCACUGCGCCUCGCAGCCGAGUUUACAGGGUCUCGUCGGCUUCGAAUGCACAUUGAUUGCAACCCAGAAGAAGGCAUUCUAGUCUAUCCAUAUUUUAGAGGCACCCUGCUUGACCUCGUACAGGAAGACCCGGACUUCCCUCCAGCAGAACGAAGAAAGAUACUGCGACGCGUAGGAGAGGCAAUACAAGAACUUCAUGCCAAGGACUGGAUGCACACUGAUGUGAAGCCUGAUAACAUACUGGUUAAUUGGACUUGCGACAAAGAGGGUACCAAAACAGUCACCGAUGUGGCCCUAGGCGAUUUUGAUAUCGCUUCCAAGUCGGACACUGGAGAGCCCUGUCGAACCCCUUUUGCAGUAGGAAACGUUAUGUGGCGAAGCCCAGAAGGACAGACUGGAAGGGGUGUGACCAAGGCGUCGGAUUUGUUCUCGUUUGGACUAGUAUGCAUAUAUGCUCUUGGAGAGUCUAGAGUCGCAAGCCGCAUCACGACACACCCACAGCAUCCGAGGCACUCGGCGAAGGAAGCCACCAUGAGCAAUUACCGCCCCUCGUACUCAAACGGCCGCAACGGCCGGCGAGAUGAUCACCGCAACAAGAGGCCAUACUAUGACGCUCCUCCCCCGCCACCAUCACAUGCCGCGCCCCCUCCUCCUCCUGGCCCCCCAGGUAGAGACACCUGGCGCCAUCGCGAUAGUGAUCGCGACUACCGAAGAUCUGCCUCCCCUCGGCGCGACAGCUAUCAACCUUCAUAUAACGGGCCCCGCGACAGCAGGCGAUCCGAUGCGUACAAUCAGCGCGACCCGCGUCCGCCCCAGGGCGACUUCAACUUCCGGUUCGACAAGCCCGCUGGCGUCGGCGAGUCCUUCACCGAUUCAUAUCGCCCAGGAGGAGGCGCGCCGCCAAGAAGGAUGGCUCAGCCUCGUGGACGCGGUCGUGGAGGAUAUCGCGGACGCGCCAGAUUCAAUCCUGCCGAGCGUGAACUGCUGCGCAAAGACAACAGCGAGGUGCAGGAGAAAUUGGUUGGCGAAGACGAUGGCGCGAAAUAUCGCAACAUUGACGAACUGUCGGACGAUGAAGAGACAGACAUGGACAUCUCGGAUCAGUCUGAUGGCGAUGCCGAUGAACCCUCGAGCAAGCGCAGGCGCCGGGAGCACGGGAACGCGACGGCUGGCGACAGUGCCCCCAAGUGGUCAAACCCUGACGCCGAGACGGCUUUGCCACCGGAAGACGUACAUCGCAAGAAAAAGGACAUGGUCGCCAUGAUCCGCAAGGCGCGCAUGGAGGAUCAGGCGGCCAACAAACUGGCUGCCAGCACCGAGGCUGAGGAUUUCAUUUCAUUCGAUCUGGGCGACGACGAUGAGGGGGAAAUCAGGAUCAAUGGGAGCGCCAGCAACAAUGCUUCUGGAUCCAGUGGGCGUCAACAGCGGCCGCAGCAUUCAACUGAUUCGGCCGAGCAGAAUGGGCGCCUUCCUGCCGACACGUCACUGCCUCCAAAGCCUCCCCUGCCACCAAGUCCAGGUUCUAAACCCCGCUCCAUGGCAUCUGUCCCCGAUAACUCUGACCCCUUGGGCUCGCGCAAGCGCACCUUUGACGACGAGAUCAAGCCUCCUUCCUACGGCGCACUAAAGAAGGUCAACAAAAUGCCUGUCCGCGGCAACGUCGUCCCUGAAUGGGAACCCGUUCGUGAGGAGGACGAUUGUCCCUGGAUUAUUGCGGACCAUUCUCAAACCUCUGACAUGAGUGUUUGGCUUCACAAGGAGAUUGUAGACUUUUACGAGCAUGUGCGCCCUCGCGAUUUUGAGCAGCGUAUGCGAGGCGAGCUGAUUGAACGCAUCCGUGACUCACUUCGCCGCAAUCCCAAGUACCGCGGCUGCGAAGUUCACCCAUUCGGGUCCUACAUGUCCGGUUUGUACCUGCCCACUGCCGACAUGGACAUUGUUAUCUGUUCAAAGGAAUGGCUCUCCGGCCGCAUGACUGCCUUCCCUGGCGGCAGCUCCUUAUACAAAUUCCGGGGCUUCCUCACACAAAAUCGGCUUGCCGACCCCUCGUCCGUGGAGGUUAUUGCCAAAGCCAGAGUGCCUCUGGUGAAGUACAUUGACGCCGUCACUGGUUUGCGUGUCGAUAUCUCGUUCGACAGAAUGGAUGGUCCUGCUGCUAUCAAGACAUUUCUGGACUGGAAGGAGCAGUACCCCGCUCUGCCCAUCCUCGUCACCAUCAUCAAGCACUUCCUCGCCAUGCGUGGGCUCAAUGAGCCUGUCAACGGCGGCAUCGGCAGUUUCUCCAGCAAGAACCUCGUCCCAGAGCAUCAUCUCGGCGAGAUGCUCAUGGAAUUCUUUGACCUUUAUGGCAACAGGUUCGACUACAAGACCACGGCGAUUCGCAUUAACCCACCUGGUUAUUCAUCCAGAGACCAUAACCUGACGUACAAGAACAGAGACCGCCUGUCGAUCAUCGACCCCAACAAUUCCUCGAAUGACAUUUCUGGCGGCUCGAGCAAUGUUGGAAUCAUCUUCUACGAUUUCCACUCGGCGCACCGCAUGGUCAAGGAGCGCAUGGCCGAGCUUUCCAAGGGAGGUGGCCACGGCACCAACACGGCGAGUAUUCUUGAGACGAUUCUCGCGGGGAAUUACUCGUCAUUCCGCCUGCAGCGUGGUCAUCUGCGACUUCUUCAUGAGAAGCACAUCGGUCCCUGCGACGACUAG